Molecule: messenger RNA, 2329 nt
Organism: Cherax quadricarinatus
Lineage: Eukaryota; Metazoa; Arthropoda; Malacostraca; Decapoda; Parastacidae
Source: RefSeq, a predicted model, not a curated record
AACCCAAGAAAGUCAGUGCAUCAUCGAGGACUUUCUCUUAUUUCCAUUGUGGUCCUCAAUCUUGUCCCCCAGGAUGCGACCCACACCAGUCGACUAACACCCAGGUACCUAUUUGCUGCUAGGUGAACAGGACAACAGGAGUAAGGAAACGCGUCGAAAUGUGUAUGUUUCUACUCCGUCGGGGAUCGAACCCGGACCCUCCGUGUGUAAAGCGAGAGCUUCGCCAGCCAGGCCACGGGGUCACCAAGGUGUGGGUUGUUCGAACCAUUGGAGUCUCCCUGGUAAACUGGACGAGGCGGCGGGUCGACUCGAUGAAACACCUGAAGCUCAAAACGCAGGAGGAGCGUGAACUAAGGCGUCUUCAGCAGCUCACCGGGUCAACACUCCCUCAGCAGCUGCAGACAGAGACGGAGCAGUCUCCGCUUAUCCCAAAGCAGCAGGACUUAGAACUAGGGCAAGUGGGACAGCAGAAGGAAGGAGAACUACAGAAGAAGCAGAGAGAGGAACUCAAACGUCAAAAUGAACAGGGGAAACAGAACAAGAAGAAGAUACGAUUGCCUUCACCUCACAGGGUUCCCCACGGGCUCCCCAACCUUGGUAACACCUGCUAUAUGAACAGCGUCCUGCAGUGCCUCUACCACUCCCAGCCUCUUACACAACACAUUCUCAGCAAAAGUCCGAAUAUGUUGAAAGGGAAGGUGUUGUCGUCCUACGAUACAUUGGUACGAGCUUUAAGUAGCGGUAAAGACCUUCACAAAGCAGUCAAGAAACUAAAGACAACUGUGGGCAGCCUGGAUGACCUCUUCCAGGACUACGAACAAAAAGAGGCCCACGAUUUCAUGAGCAUGAUGAUACAAUGGCUGCAUGACGACAUGGUGCAGAUACAAGGUGCCGGAGGGGAGGGCGAGACAGGCGUCUCCCUUGUAUCUAAACUGUUCCACGGGACACACACCUCCACCAUCACCUGCCCCAAGAAAGAAGAAAUAAUCUGCCAAGUCAGCGAACCCUUCUCAAACCUAACGCUCGCCGUCAACAAGUCAGGUUGCUGUGACUUACAGGACCUCCUGCAGAAGUACUACCGUGAGCAACAGAUUGACUGGGAGUGUAACCAGUGUCUGAAGGAACACAAGUGUCAUCACAGCACCUCCCUCCAACACCUUCCGUCCAUCCUCGUCAUCCAUCUCAGCAGGUUCAACAAGGAUAAGCCUUAUGGCAAGAAAACUGAAGUUACUUUCCCAGCAAACAGACUCAGCCUCUCUCAGUUCACUCAUUCUGCUGAGGAUAAGCAGUAUGAACUAUAUGGAGUGUGUACUCACGCUGGGUCGAUGACCGGCGGCCACUACACAGCCUACUGCAAGAACUGGGACUUCUUCAGAUGGUACCGUUUCAACGACUCCGAGGUCCAAGAAGUCGAGGAGAAGCAGGUGAUGUCGCAGCACUAUGCACACAUUCUCUUCUACAGGACACCAUCCCACAGUAUCCUGACGAGGCAGUCUCCUAUAGUAUCCUGAAAGGGCACCUCCAGCCACUCCCAACAACGACACUGAACAAAAACGUUCUGUUACACCGCCCUCAGCAUGUUGACUGAUGACUUAACUGGUCGUUAUAAAGUGUAGACUAAAGUGUCCUGGUCUGUGUAAACUGUACAGUAUAAUUAUUAGUUAUUAUAUUAAUGUAAAAAACUAAACCCGUAUGGGUCAUUUAACACCACUGGUUACAGGCACGAUACUCCAUUUAGUUUUAAAGGCUAGACAGUCUAGCUAUGUAAGUAAUUGUGUGUACAUACCUAUAUGUGGUUGCAGGCAUCGAGCCUUAGCUCCUGGCCCCAAUAUAUAUAUAUAUAUAUAUAUAUAUAUAUAUAUAUAUAUAUAUAUAUAUAUAUAUAUAUAUAUAUAUAUAUAUAUAUAUAUAUAUAUAAACAUAAACAUAAACAUGAACAUAAAAAAGGGAGGAACACUGCAGGAGGCCUGUUGGCCCAUACUAGGCAGUUCCUUCACAAUUCAUCCCACUAACAAACAUUUGACCAACCCAAUUUUCAAUGCUACCCAAGAAAUAAGCUCUGAUGUGCAAGUCCCACUCAAAUCCAACCCCUCCCACUCAUGUACUUAUCCAACCUAGAUUUGAAACUACCCAAAGUCCCAGCCUCAAUAACCCAACUAGGAAGACUGUUCCACUCAUCAACUACCCUAUUUCCAAACCAAUACUUUCCUAUGUCCUUUCUAAAUCUAAACUUAUCUAAUGAAUUGUAAAGGACCUGUCAUGAAUUGUAAAGGACCUGCCUAGUAUGGGCCAACAGGCCUGCUGCAGUGUUCCUGCUUUCUUAUGUUAU